Messenger RNA from Rhopilema esculentum, 1666 nucleotides. Its product is annotated as protein DGCR6. Lineage: Eukaryota; Metazoa; Cnidaria; Scyphozoa; Rhizostomeae; Rhizostomatidae. The record is from RefSeq and is a predicted model, not a curated record.
AGCUGUUGUUGUUGUCAGUCGUUGAUGUUGUAAACACAGACAGUAAUGUCGUAUGAUCCAAGCCAGUGGUAUAGCUACAGCAAAAAUAAACCGAACGAGAUACCCUCUGAGAGAAAAGCUACACUAAUUGGUGGGUUAUGCAAAGAUGUGAAUGUCCUGCAAGAAAAAGUAGAAACUGAGUUACCUAGUACUUGUAGUGGAACACAACAAAAACAUGAUGACACAGUAACUGUGGGAAUCGACCCCAGCUCAGCAGUUGAUCAUGUGUCACCGAAAGAGGCUCCAGCUACAGCUAAAAAUACCAACGUCCAUUCAGCACAUCAGAAGCUAAAUGGUCUAGUUUUAAGACUGCAAAAGAUGAUGAAAGAACUACCAAGCUCUUACAAGAAGAAAUUCAGCAAUGAAAUUAUAACACAAAUUGGAGAGUCUCUCCUUGAUGACACAGUGUUUGAAAUUGUAAAAGGUCUUGAGGAUAUCCAACUGCUAUCUGAGAGGAAUUUAUUGAAUAGAAGAAUGAAGAUAUUGUCAGAGCAGAAAGGAUUACGGCUUGAGAUGAACAAAAGGCAUCAGGCUGCAUUACAAGAAUGCCAGUCAAGACCUCAUCAAGUGAAAUUAUUUGAAAGGGAGCAUGCUGAAGAGAAGAAGGAUUUGGAAAUGAAGCUAGAAAGGGAACUAAAUCAACUCGAUCAAAAGAUGGUGCUUGAAAUUGACCAACAAGCCAUCGACCAGCAGGCGACGUUACAGAGAGCUGGAGUACCGUUGUUUUUUAUAACGAAUAAACAAGAAGAAAUACAGCUACAGAUGUAUCUUUUGGAUUUCAUAACGAGGCUCAUACCCGAUAGCUGAGAGAAAUGGAGCCACCAAUCUCUACCACGUCUUCAAGCUGUUAAUAUCAAGCUAUGCUAUCAUCUUUUUAUCUGGAAUAGCAUCAAUCUUGAAGAACCUGCUGAGGUUACUCUUGGUAACUUCAGGUUACUCUUGGUAACUUCAGGUUACUCUUGGUAACUUCAGGUUACUCUUGGUAACUUCAGGUUACUCUUGGUAACUUUAGGUUACUCAUGGUAACUUCAGGUUACUCAUGGUAACUUCAGGUUACUCUUGAAGCCUGUUGAUGACUACCUUUACUUGGAUAGAAAACAUCAUUAACUUGAAACUAAUGUAUAACGCUAGCGUUUAAGAAAUCGAACCUCGCAGUAUUGCUAGUAUUUCUUGAAAUGUUUUUUGCAAGUAUUUCUUGAAAUGGUUUUUGCAAGUAUUUCUUGAAAUGGUUUUUGCAAAGGAUCUCUGCAUUCUACUGCAAAGAAUUUCUAGGGUUGGAUCAUUAUAAUAAGUAUCGAUAAACACAAAAAAGGACGGUCAUAAACUUUGAGCGGACCUGAUAGCAAUAAACUUCAUCGUUGAUCAUCUCCGCUUGGCUAUUUUAGAACUCGCUGUUUGAUAAAUACUCGCUGUUUUGAUAAGAGUGCCCUCCCAGCCCUCCCCUAAGGAUAUCAGAGCAUCUGUACUGUAGUGAUGAUUUUUCAUUUUACUUGAUGCCAAACCUAUGUCUAGGUUUUCAUUUUCUAGCUAGAGUUAUUAAAUUUAGCAAUCUUGUGUUAAGUUCAUGAUAUUUUUUCUUUUCGUACUCUUUGUAAAUUAAUUUAUGUUUGACAUGCCGAUGCAAAAU